This is a messenger RNA of Limanda limanda (common dab), 1353 nucleotides long. It is a transcript of the gene gabra6a, whose product is annotated as gamma-aminobutyric acid type A receptor subunit alpha6a. Gene Ontology annotation, biological process: synaptic transmission, GABAergic; regulation of postsynaptic membrane potential; signal transduction. Gene Ontology annotation, cellular component: dendrite membrane; GABA-A receptor complex; postsynapse. NCBI's taxonomy places the organism in Eukaryota, Metazoa, Chordata, Actinopteri, Pleuronectiformes, Pleuronectidae. The transcript is spliced from 10 exons. Gene Ontology annotation, molecular function: transmitter-gated monoatomic ion channel activity involved in regulation of postsynaptic membrane potential; inhibitory extracellular ligand-gated monoatomic ion channel activity; benzodiazepine receptor activity. The coding region runs from base 1 to 1353 and encodes 450 amino acids. The record is from RefSeq and is a predicted model, not a curated record.
AUGCGACCCAGGAUGGCUGCUCUGACAUUGCUUUUGGUUACUUUUCUCUGCUGGAUGAGCCUCGGUAGUGUUAUUGCAAAUGAGAAGGUUUACUCAGAAAACAUCACUCGCAUUUUGGAUCGACUUUUGGAUGGCUAUGACAACAGACUGCGGCCUGGAUCUGGAGGUGGUUUAACAGAGGUGAAGACAGACAUCUUUGUCACCAGCUUCGGGCCUGUUUCAGAUGUUAGGAUGGAGUACACCAUGGACAUGUUCUUCCGCCAGAUGUGGGUUGAUGAGCGUUUGAAGUUCGAGGGCCCCACUGAGAUCCUGCGACUGAACAAUCGCAUGGUGGACAAGAUCUGGACUCCUGAUACUUUUUUCAGAAACUCCAAAAAGUCCAUUUCCCAUAACAUGACCACACCGAACAAGCUCUUCCGCAUCAUGCAGAAUGGGACAGUCCUCUACACAAUGAGACUGACAAUCAGCGCAGAGUGUCCGAUGAGUCUGGUCAACUUCCCCAUGGACGGCCACGCCUGUCCUCUAAGAUUUGGGAGCUAUGCCUACACGAGGAGUGAGAUCAUUUUCACCUGGAAGAAGGGGCCAGUACUAUCUGUCGAUUGUCCCAAAGAGUCCAUGAGUCUCCUGCAGUACGACCUUGUGGGACAGACUUUGUCCAGUGAGAUAUUCAAAUCAAAUACAGGUCACUACUCUGUGCAGGUGAUCCAUUUCCACCUCCAGAGGAAGCUCGGUUUCUACCUCAUUCAGACCUACAUCCCCCUCAUAAUGGUUGUUGUGUUGUCACAAGUCUCUUUUUGGAUUAACAAGGAGUCCGUCCCGGCACGUACAGUGGCUGGCAUCACCACAGUGCUGACCAUGACCACCUUGAGCAUCAGCGCCCGUCAGUCACUUCCCAAAGUGGCUUAUGCCACCGCCAUGGAUUGGUUCAUUGCUGUGUGCUUUGCCUUCGUGGCAUCAGCUCUGGUGGAGUUUGCGGCAGUAAACUACUUUGCCACGCUGCAGGCCAAUCGUCUGAUUAAACGAAAAACCAGACAAGACAAGCUGGAGGUGUUGGCGACCGGCAGCGACGAUGACGACACAGUUUCUUCGGACAGCAGCCCUCGGGAAGGCCUGAAGAAGAGAAACCACUCAGUGUGCCGCAGUGAGCCAGGAGAAGCUCCGCCAAUGCCCAUCUUUCUCCAGCAGGGCUCAGCUUUUCCUCAGAUCCCACAGUUGGCCGGCACCAGCCCCAUCGACAAGCACGCCCGUAUCCUCUUCCCCCUGACCUUCGCCCUCUUCAACCUCGUCUACUGGGUCAUGUACCUGGGCCAAGACAACAUGGAGAGUGCCAGCGACAUGGAUCUUAAAAACUGA